Puntigrus tetrazona (Sumatra barb) is the source of this 7024-nucleotide messenger RNA. RefSeq names its product zinc finger protein 536 (gene znf536). Gene Ontology annotation, biological process: regulation of DNA-templated transcription. Bases 607 to 4971 code for a protein of 1454 amino acids. Gene Ontology annotation, cellular component: nucleus. Gene Ontology annotation, molecular function: RNA polymerase II cis-regulatory region sequence-specific DNA binding; DNA-binding transcription factor activity, RNA polymerase II-specific. NCBI's taxonomy places the organism in Eukaryota, Metazoa, Chordata, Actinopteri, Cypriniformes, Cyprinidae. The record is from RefSeq and is a predicted model, not a curated record. The transcript is spliced from 7 exons.
GGACCUUCUCCCACGUCUCCGAGCGCGUGUCUCGACCGCUGUCUGGACCCUUUUCCUCUUUCUGUGAUGAAGAGGGAGGUUGUCGGUUAGGCUGCGCGCCCCGCUGAGUGGCAAUUUCAUCUCAUAUUUACAAACUGAUAAGCUUUCUCGCGCAUUUGUUUUAAAUAUGCGCUCCUGUGUGACGCGUUAGCAUAUAAGAGUGCGAAAAAAGCGCUUCCCGUCUUGGCCGGUCUCUGUUUGUGUGCACGCGCUUGUGUGUGUGUGUGUGUGCGCGUGUGUGAUUGUGUGCAACAUAACCGGCUUAUUUACAUUAAAUACGCCACAAGGUUACAGUGCAGAUGAGCGUCAUUUUAUCACUCAUUACUUCUCUCUUAUACUGACUGAUGCUCGCGCUCUCCGCUCAUCUCACUGGACUUUUUCUCGAGGAUACAAGACUUCAGAUACUUUCCCCGAAAGCUGACAGUGUGUCCCGGUCCUUGGUAUCUCACAGAGUGAAGACUCAUCGCCGCUGUCAUCGCUUGUUGCCGUACAGACUCAGUGGCGGGGUGAGUCACGGUCUCUUCAACCUGACGGGCCCCGGACCAGUAUGCAGUUAGAGUGAUCAGUAUGGAGGACUCUAGUUUGUGCCUUGGUGUAUCCUCGGUGGUCCCGGAUGCUGACACCCAUCUCAGCAAUGCAGUGCUUAAUGGCCGCUACCCAAUCAGUCAGAAACUUCAUCAGCUGACUGCUCAGCUGGGUCAUGCCUUUCCUGAAUUACAGAGUCGCCAACAGAUCCCAGAGGAAAAGGCAGCCACCCCGCUGGAUGAGAAAACCCACGCUGCCUUAGCUAGUCAGCCAAUCAGCAGUCAGAUGGCCUUACUGGCCAACCAGCUUAACCGUGACAUGGAUGUGGGUGCCCUGAGUGGUCUCAAUGGCCGUGUUGAUUUGCAGCAAUUUCUCAAUGGGCAGAACUUGGGAAUCAUGUCCCAAAUGAACGACAUAGAAGAUGAUGCCCGCAAGAACCGCAAAUACCCCUGUCCGCUAUGUGGCAAGCGAUUCCGCUUCAACAGCAUUCUGUCUCUUCAUAUGCGUACACACACUGGAGAGAAGCCCUUCAAAUGCCCCUAUUGUGACCACAGAGCUGCUCAAAAGGGUAACUUGAAGAUCCACCUUCGCACCCAUAAGCUGGGAAAUCUCGGUAAGGGCCGUGGUCGCGUACGUGAGGAAAACCGGCUGCUUCAUGAACUUGAAGAGAGGGCCAUUCUACGUGAUAAGCAAAUGAGGAACAGCUUGCUGCAACCCUCUCAGCCUCUUCCACCCCACUUGGGUAUCCAGAGUCACAACCAGCAACAGCCUGGCUCUGCCUGUGGCCUGCUCACUCCUACCAGUAUCGGUGGCUCACCUGAUGGACUGAGCCAGCCGUCUGCCUCACCUAAGCCCGCGGGGACCAACCUGCAAGAUGAUCAAGCCCUCAACCCAGCCCAAGGGUUUCGGUGCACUUUUUGCAAGGGUAAAUUUAAGAAGCGUGAGGAGCUAGAGCGCCACAUUCGCAUUCUCCACAAGCCCUACAAGUGUACCCUGUGUGAAUUUGCUGCUUCCCAGGAGGAAGACCUCAUCUCCCAUGUAGAGAAAACCCACAUCACCGCUGAAUCAGCCCAGGGACAAGGCACAGGAGCUGGCAAUGGAGAGAAGCCCAACAAUGAAUUUCGCUGUGAGGUUUGUGGCCAGGUCUUCAGUCAAGCUUGGUUUCUGAAAGGCCACAUGCGGAAACACAAGGACUCCUUCGAGCAUUGCUGCCAGAUCUGUGGACGCCGUUUCAAGGAGCCCUGGUUCCUCAAGAAUCACAUGAAGGUGCAUCUCAACAAGCUGGCUAUCAAGAGCAAGCCCCCUGUUGGUGGAGCUGGUGAAGACGGACCUUCUGUCAACAGCAUGAGUAGCCUGGCUCAAGAAGCCCAUGCCAACCUGUAUUCACGUUACAUUUCUUGUCUACAAAGUGGCUUCCUCACACCCGACAAGCAAGGCCUGGCUGAACAGCAGCACCAAAUGCUGGCCAAGGCUGGUAUAGCUAUGAAGGAGAAGGAAAUGCUUGGGAAGCUCCUGAGCCCGAUGGCCAGCAUGGGCCAUGGCUUAGGGGAAAAUGAAAAGCGCUCUCUCUUGGGUUGCCUGAACCUGGUGCCCCCUUUGAAGUCAAGCUGUAUGGAACGCUUGCAAGCCGCAGCUAAGGUGGCAGAGAUGGACCCCCUGAACAGCUAUCAAGCCUGGCAAAUCAUGGCACGUGGAAUGGCUAUGGAACGCUCCUUCAUGCCAAAAGAGCAGCACCAUGAGGGGCAUGGACAAGAAGAUGAACUUGCCAGUGCAGCUGGGAUUGUUCACUUUGGGAAAGACAAACUUGACCACCCAACCUUAGGCUCUAGUGAUGGUUCCAAGCAGAAGCAACACCCUGAUGUCCUUCAUGGAGUGAAGACAAGUGGAGGCAUGAUGCCCUUAAAAGAUGAUGGUGUGACCUUUGAUAGCCACCGUGAGUUCUUACCUCACCAUGGGGGUCUGGGCCUGGGCCAAGGGCUUGAGUAUAGCCUGGCUGGCCUGAAAGAGAAAGCAACUGAGUGUCCCGACUGCGGCAGGGUUUUUAGAACCUACCACCAGAUGGUGGUCCACUCCCGAGUACACAGCAAGGACCGUCGAACCCUAGAGGACAACUCCCAGCAUGGUCUGGAUGAAAGGCGUGGCUCAGCAAGCGACCCUGAAUCUCAGUCUAUCAGUCGGUCCACCACCCCAGGAUCCUCCAAUGUGACAGAGGAAAGUGGAGCUGGGGGCGGACACUCCCAAACGGGAAGUGUGCAGGAUGACAGUCCCCACCCUUCUUCUCCAUCCUCAGAUGUCGGGGAAGAGAUGGCGAAACCUGUGAGUGCUGUCCAGCCCCCAACUACUCAGCACCGGGAACGGAGCGUGGGUUCAAGCAUGAAGGACUGCCCCUACUGUGGCAAAUCUUUCCGCACCUCCCACCAUUUGAAGGUCCAUCUAAGAAUACAUACAGGUGAAAAGCCCUACAGGUGCCCUCAUUGUGACUAUGCAGGCACUCAAUCAGCUUCUCUGAAGUACCACCUGGAGCGCCAUCACCGCGAGCGACAGAAUGGAAGUGGCCCCUCAGCCAACCAUCCUCCAUCUUCUGAGCACAAGGAUGACCACGCCAAGAACAGCAGUAGCAGUGGGGUCUUUGCUCGCCCUGAUGUCCUUCGCGGGGUCUUCAAAGGGGUGAUGCCCUCUGGUCUUGACUUCAGAGGGGGUCAGAUGCUUCCACACCAGUGGGUACCACCAGGAAUGCUCUCACCAAGAGACAGAGACCGUGAAAGGGAACGCGAUCGCCACGGGCCAGGGUCAGAGCCCACCUCGGAGAGCAUGAAAAGUCCUGAGGGGCCAGUCUCUGCAGGGGACAGUCCUGCCAGCUUUUCCGACCUGGGCCGAGCAUACCAGAGUAUGGUGGGAAAUGGCGUGAACUUCCAGGGCUCCCUGCAGGCUUUCAUGGACAGCUUUGUCCUCAACUCCAUGAAGAAAGAAAAAGAGAUGAGAGAGAGUCAGCUGCAUGGCCAACACUUCAGCCAGGAGAGUGCUGAGGCCAAGACCAAAAGAGCCAGUGAGGCCAACCAGGAAGAGAACCCCACCAGUGACGUCAAACCAGCUGAGGGUGGCCGCUCCCAAUAUGAGCCUCUGGAUUUGUCCGUUAGACCUGAAGCAGGGUCUAUCCCUGGAGCCUCCAUCACCAUCCAGGACAACGUUGCCUGGCAUGGCUGCCUCUUCUGCUCCUUCACAACUGCCUCUGUGGAGCAUAUGGCCCUCCACCUGCAAGCCAAUCACCUGGGCAAAGGCAAGUGUGGCCCAGGAAAAGAUGCUAAGGAGCACCUCCUCGGAGAGCCUUCCCAUGCAGGAAAAGCUACUGGCUUGGUUCCACCACCACCAAGCCUUCUUCAUCACCAUGAGGGAGCCCCGUCCAGGGACAGAGAGACUGAGUCUGGGGAGCUGAAGGGACAAGCAGGCUGGUCCAACCAUCUGGAGCAGCCCCCGCACGGAGCCUCCAUGGGCACGUUCUCCAGUGACUUCUACAAGCCCUUUGGUCCUGUGUAUGAUGGCUCUGCUAGAGGGCCUGUUGGAUUCCUGGACCAGCAGCAAAUUCAGCCAAGUGAUAUGGGUGGUCAGGGCCCCCUGGACGACCUAUCCGACAAGGCAUCCUGCAGCGAAAUAGAGGCGUCUGAAGAACAUGGCGGCCAGUCUGAAGAAGAAGAAGUCAGUCGUGACAAAUCAUUGCCUAAUCCCGCUGCUAAUGAGAGGCAUAUGCGUUCUGAUGAUGAAGAGGAGGCAGAGGAAGAGGAAGAGAUGGAGAUGGGUGACGCUGAGGAGGAGGACCGUGGAUCCAUGCAAAUGCUUCCUGAAUCACCAUUGUCAGGGAAGGACAUCCAAAGAUGCAAGCUGACUAUGGGCCCCCAAAGCUCUGGCCUUUCCCCUCCUCAGCCUCCCACCACUGAGAAGCAGUGGCAGCAGACAGGCCUCGGUCUUCUCUCCCCAAGUGGUGGUCCUCCUGGCCUAGUAAAGCCUGAUCAGGCCCACCUGGAGCAUCAGAUGAACAUGCUAUCGGUCCUGCGGGCCUACAGUUCAGAGAACCUCGCAGCCUUCAACGGAGGCCUUGGCGGCGGCUCCAAUGGAGGAGGCAGUGGCACCAGCAGCAUGAAAAGAAAUGACCCCUCUGGUCUUGGAGGUCAGAGGCCGUUCCAGUGUCGCUACUGCCCCUACAGCGCCUCUCAGAAAGGUAACCUGAAGACCCACGUCCUGUGUGUUCACCGCAUGCCCUUCGACAACAGCCAGUACCCAGACCGGCGCUUCAAACGUUCCCGCAUAGACUCUGAUGUCUCCGGGAACUCAGAAGAUGGGAAUCUUUCCUCCUCCGGCCAGUUGAACACAGGAGAAGGUAUUUCUGGUGAUACUCUUCACACUUUUGAGUGAAGCAACGUAAAACUGAAGCAACAGGGUUUCUGGGACCUUCAUGGGUUUGAAGUGAUAAUGAAACCACCUCAUACAAGCAUUCCCAUUGAAUCAUUGCAAAAAAACAAGAAAUUCAAAACUCUCCCAGAAAAACUGGAGAUCAUUAACUCCCAAACUGAAACAUUUCAGUCUCCGUAAUAUUCUGUGAAGCACAGGAUAGAGAUGAUGAAGUAAAGAAACCUGAACCCUUUUUGUCUGAAACUAAAUACACAUCUCUUAUUGGAGUUGCCUGAAUUGAGCGUUGAAGAGACAUUACUGAAGAGGAAAAAAAUGACAAUGUUUUUUUAAAAAAAGACUGUCAUUAAAUUCCUCAGAGUGACUUUUGUCCCAAAAAUAAUGCUUUUAUCAGAAAAACGAUCCGGGCCAACGAUUUCGCGACAGUUGGAAGGGAAAGAAAGAUGGAGGGGAGCUGUUGAGCGCACCCUUCAAGAACAUGACACCACUAGUGGCCAUUUGCCCAGCGCCACUGACGCACAGGGAUGGAGUGAGCGGACGGAGGGAUGUGGAUGGUGAAAUGGGGGGGUUGGGGCGUUUGGUGCCAGCCUGACUGGAGCUGUCAUCACAGAGGAAAUCAAUUCAACCCCCUCCCACGCUACUUCCAUUCACUCCCCCCACUCCUUCCCCAUUUCGCCUCUCCUCACUCUUUCAGAACACGUCAAGAGAAACCUUAGUCGCCUGUACAGCCAGGCCGCUGAAGGGUCAGCCUCAGACCUGUCUGACGAUUAGUAGCACUUCCUAUCAGCCUCUUUCAUUCCCCUCCUCCCUCCCUUCUUAUCUUUCUGCUAUCGAAAAAAAAAGACAGCCAAUAACAUUGUAUAAUAAUCCGUGGAUAGAAUUUUUCCUUCUUUUUCAUUGUUGUGCAGUUUUAGGAAGUAAUUUGUAUGUCACUUAAAGCGACACAGCAAAAUGGCAGACACAUUAAAUGUGAUUUCCAUUUAGCGCUUCUUAACGAAAAAGUCUUUUUGUUGUUCUUGAUGAAGGUGCUGCUUCCCUUCUAACCGGUGGACUUUGGGUAAAUACUGACCAUAUAUAACCAAGAGGCAGAAUAUGUUAUUUGUUAAAUGUAACUUGGAAAUAAUAUGAAGGACACGUAGCUCUUUUGUGGGGUUUAUUGACCCACAGUGGGACUACCUUCUUUAUGGAGCUCUUAAAAAAGUAGCACUAUGAAGGCACUGUAGAUAUGAAGUAUAUAGAUAAUCACUUCUCCGCUACCUGUCUGUAAUCUUAACUUCAGGAUGGCAUUUAUGGGUUUGUUUGUUCCCAAAAAAAAAAAAAAAAAACCUCAAUUUUGUACAAAUUUUAUUUUUAUGUUUAAAUAUGCAUUAUCAUGGCCCCAUUUUUGUGUUUGUUGUCCUGAAUGUUCCUCUACUAAAAGAGAUUAACAACACAGGCAGUUUGGAUCCUAUGAAAUCAUGCCUCUUAAAGAACAAAAUAAAGUGUAUCAACUUUCAUUGUACUUCCUUUAUUGAAGGCUAGCAGGGGUUAGAAGGUAAAUAAGUAUGGUAGGGGGUUAGAGAUGCAUGGAUGUUGGGGGGGGGUGGAAGGGUGGAUAUUAAUGUUUUGUGAUAAACAGAAAUGAUCCAGACUUUAAGAAAGUCAAUAUCUUCCCGCUCAGCACAGGGAAGCUCAGCACUUAAACCCCAGGGCCUUACGGCUGCUCUAUUCACGCCAAGAGGAGUUUAGAGGACUCACAAAUACCCACCACACUCCUCACUAAGCAGUAAAUAAAAACAUAAACCCUUAUCACGGCCCUAAGACCACAACAUCACAACAACAAAAAAGGAACUAUAGAAAGAGGUUGAAAAAAGAUGAUAGAAGUGGUGCACAGAGAUUUUACAAGUUCAAACUAACUGUAAGAUUCCAAGCAGGGGUUCUUUAAUUCACCAUAACCCUAGAAAAUACUCAAGUCUUUUAUUUUUGGUCUGUUCUUUGUUGUUGUUGUUUUCUUCUUUUUUUAGGAUAGUUCUCACUGCCUUAAAUCAAGUUGAUGAAUUUAAUACAACUAUUUGUAUAA